This is a messenger RNA of Drosophila kikkawai, 782 nucleotides long. Its product is annotated as putative oligosaccharyltransferase complex subunit CG9662. Gene Ontology annotation, cellular component: oligosaccharyltransferase complex. NCBI's taxonomy places the organism in Eukaryota, Metazoa, Arthropoda, Insecta, Diptera, Drosophilidae. The record is from RefSeq and is a predicted model, not a curated record.
UUGACGGGAAAAAGGCGUAACUGGCAACGCUACCGCCUACGCCGGCAAAACAACAAAAAAAAGUCUUAACUUUAGAUAUAGCAGAUAUCGGUGGCAUUAAUCAUGAUCGAAACACUAUAUAACAUACCCUUCCACAUUCUGGUGCCGCCAAACAUCAAAGUGCGCAAGUUCAGCAUCCCGAUGCCCUCGCCCAUGGCCGUUUUCAGUGUGAUUCUGCUCUCCUAUUUUCUGGUGACUGGAGGCAUUAUCUACGAUGUCAUCGUGGAGCCACCCAGUGUGGGUGCCACUGUGGACGAGCAUGGACACUCGCGUCCCGUGGCCUUCAUGCCGUAUCGCGUCAACGGGCAAUACAUCAUGGAGGGUCUGGCCAGCAGCUUCCUCUUCACCAUCGGCGGCCUGGGCUUCAUCAUUAUGGACCAAACCCAUUCACCGGGAAAGACGAAUCUGAAUCGCCUGCUGCUGACCGCCAUGGGAUUCAUUUUUAUCCUGGUCUCCUUCUUUACCACCUGGCUGUUUAUGCGCAUGAAGCUGCCCAGCUACCUGCAGCCAUAGGAAUCUCUUCUAGAAACGGAACGCUUCUCUCUUAGUAUUCUCUCUCUCUGUUUUUCGUCUACAGUUGGUAAUCUCUACCUCGAACUUUUGAUACAAAACAUUCCAGUUUUGAAGAGACUUCGAGAUAAACACUCAUCUUAUUUUUAUGUUUAACAUUUCAUUUGGAGAUUUGAUAAUCUCAAAUUCGUCGAAUAAAGUAUAGAACUUCCAUUUUGUGAAGCUCUACUGUA